This is a messenger RNA of Panicum hallii, 3908 nucleotides long. Its product is annotated as pentatricopeptide repeat-containing protein At2g46050, mitochondrial-like. The transcript is spliced from 4 exons. The record is from RefSeq and is a predicted model, not a curated record. Gene Ontology annotation, molecular function: RNA binding; protein binding. NCBI's taxonomy places the organism in Eukaryota, Viridiplantae, Streptophyta, Magnoliopsida, Poales, Poaceae. Gene Ontology annotation, biological process: RNA modification. Bases 160 to 1719 code for a protein of 519 amino acids.
GACUACUGGUACAUUGUGUCCCUCAAAUUGCGUGGCCGCGUCACCGCAUCUCGUGCCCGCCGACUCGCCGUCCGGCAAUGUGCACGGCGUUUCAUGGCCUAGUCACUAGUCCCCAAGGAUGAGGCCGCCAGCCUUGAAAUGAACUCGAAAUGAAAUGCAAUGCCGCGCGGGCGGAGCGUCCUCGCCCUGCUGUUCCGCGCCACCUCCAGCGCCGUCCGCCGCCACCGCCACCCGUGCGCCUCCCCGCUGGCCCUCCACCCUCUCCUCCUCAAGUCCGGACGCGCCUCGCAGCCCCACAUCGCCACGGCCCUCUCCGUCGCGUACGCCGACUCCGGCCACCUCCCCCACGCGCGCAGGGUGUUCGACGAGACGCCGCACAAGGACCUCGUCCUCUGCAACGCCAUGGUCGCCUGCUACGCCGCGCACGGGCUCGCGCUCCACGCCUGGUCCCUCUUCGCCUCCAUGCGCAGGAGCUGCCCGGACCUCGCCGGGGACGGGUUCACCUUCAGCGCCCUGCUGCGCCCUCCGCGGCAGGUGGGCAAUGCUGAUGACGCUGAGUUCCUGCUCAGGCGGGGGGCGCUGGCGCACGGCCUCGUGCUCAGGCUGGGCCACCUCGCGGACGUGGUGGUGGCCACCGCGCUGCUCGACAUGUACGCCAAGUAUGGCCGGGUUGCCGAGGCUCGCCGGGUGUUCAACGCCAUGGUUGUCAGGAACGUCGUCUCCUGGAACGCCAUCAUUGUCUGCUACGGCUGGCAUGGUGAAGGCAAUAAGGACGCCCUGGAGCUCUUCCGGAUGAUGGUCAGGGAUGGGUGCUGCUGCCCAGAUGAGCGCACGCUUGCCAGUGUGCUCAGCUCCUGUGCCAAUAUGGCAGCAGCGAACGAGGCUACACAAGUUCAUGCCUAUGCCCAAAAAAGGGGGUUGCAAGGAUUUCUGCAGGUUGCGAAUGCUCUUAUCAUGGCGUAUGGUAAGAACGGUUUUGUUCAAGAGGUGAAACGGAUAUUUGCGAUGACAGAUAACCCGGAUAUGGUCACAUGGUCUUCCAUGGUUUCUUCACACGCGUACCUCGGGUAUGCCAAGGAUGCCAUGCAUUUGUUUCAGAGAAUGCUCCAACAAGGCAUACAGCCUGAUGGCAUUGCCUUCCUUGGAGUUCUUUCUGCCUGCAGUCAAGCUGGGCUCAUUGAAGAUGGCUUACGCUAUUUCCUUAUGAUGACGAGGAGCUACCUUAUCGAUCCGAGUCCACAACAUCUGGCUUGUCUGGUUGAUCUCUUAGGGAGAGCUGGUAGGAUUGAAGAUGCUUACAAUGUUGUAGUCAAACUUUCCAGCGAAAGCAACACUGAUAUUAUUGGAGCUUUCCUUGGUGCUUGCAAGAUGCGGGGCAAUAUCGAGUUGGCAAAGUGGGCUGCUGAUAAGCUUCUACGCCUGGAGCCAAGAGAGGCAGUAAAUUAUCUGCUUAUGUCCAACGCAUUUGCUGCUGCAGGAGCUUGGAAUGAGCUUGCAAAAGUAAGAAGUGCGAUGAGGAACAGGUGUGCCAACAAGGUGCCUGGCUGUAGUUGGAUAGAGAUAGGUGGAACGGUUCGGACAUUUGUCUCCAAUGAUAUGGUACUCCAUCGAUCGAUGGAGAUGCAACUAAUGAUGGAGCUUACUAUUUCACAUGUGCAAAAAGAGUGCACUGAAGACACAAUUUUCGAGGAUCCAAUUCUAAUUCAACAAUGGCAAUGAUACUUCUCCAGAUAUUUGAUUUACUAAUCUGGGGUCACUUUGGCAUCUGCAACAGUCUCAGAGCUUAUUAGUGUGACCGUUCUCAUGUAAGUGAUAUAUCUUUAGUUUAGUGUAUUUGUGCCAACCUAUAAUAGCACUAUUUGAAUUGCCGAAACUGCCUUGCUUAGGUGCAUAAAAAUUAAAAAUAUGAUUGAUCUAAAUUCAGGAAAGCAGAAAGUAUCGCUAUGUUUUAUAUUGUGUCAUAUUUAUGUAGUAUUGAAACAAACAAUAUAUAAUUAUUACAAUAAAACAAUAUGCAAUCAAUCUUACGUACUCUAGAAUAUCAAGCUAUUAAUUUUCAUGUUUAAAUUCUGUGAAAUAAUUAAUACUGUAGCAAACAGGUGAUAGCCCUUGCACUAUCUUAGAAAGUGAUGUAUUUGAUUUUCCUUGCGAAAGGUUCCCUGCCAUAAAUUUCGUUUUCGCUUUUGCCAUACUGCAGUUAAUUUUAAAUUUAGUCAUUCUGUUCCAUGUUGUAUUAAACAGUUGCCAUACUUUCAGUUUGCAUUUCAUAAAUUGGUAAGAUGCUUACGCCAGGUAGUCAGUCCUUGUGGAUUGCUACUUUAGAAAAAUAGAUAUCUAGCCUGAUAUUUCUCUUCGAAAUCUAUUUUUUUAUUCAUGUGUCUUUUAUUUGGUAAACAAGGUUUAAGACCUGCAGAUUCUUGUUCUGAUGUUUUGCUUCUGUACAUCCGUUAGUCUGUUACUGAUUUCCAUUUGCCCCCUGGAGUAAUAAUUUUGGGUGCUUCUCUCAGGAAGUUGAAGAUUAUGUUUAUACCAAUGUUGUUAUUUAAGCGAGCUUCUAAGAUAAUCUCGAGCUACAUUUUUUUUAUUGUACAAUAAUGCAGCUCUUUGAUUUGAAAAGUUGGUUAAAGCUUUGCAGUCCUGCUGUUGUUGAAUAACUAUGCCACAUGAUUAUAUAUGGUACGGUACUUGUUAAGUUUUACACGGUCAUGCAUUAAGUAUACCUUUACUUUUUCUCUUUUCUUUUUUGCAAGAAAGGGAUACUGGUGUUGACUUGGAAGCGGGUACAGAUCCCAUCUUGUUUACCAAAACCAACAGCGCCCUUUAGGAUUUCAUUCAGUUUUAAAACAUUCUGCGCUGAUUUUGUGAAUCCAAAGGACUACAAGAAGUUAGUACAGGAGGUACUCACUGAGAUGACUGAUGUUGGAGUUAACCACAGUGUUGAAUGUACAGGCCACAUUGACACUAGGUAUAAUGGAUAGGGUGUUGCUGUGCCAAGGUUAUUGCGAUCAAGACUCAUCCAAUGAACUUAUUAAACCAAGAGGACUCUGAAAGGGACUCCCUUGGGAACUACAAACCACCUCCAAUCAGCUCUAGGUUGUGGAAUUGUACGUGAUAGAAUCAUAUAAAAAUCCAAAGAGGAAAGACUGCAGAGACCUACUGAGGGUCCUUGCUCGCCAAGGUAACUACUCCCACUACAGCUAAUCUUGUCAACAUGUUGGACUUAUCCUCGAAAUCUCCACGAAGCUUGCGUCAGAAGGACUUUGCCCCUCCCCUAUAUAUAUAAACAAUUCACAGGCAGCUGUGACAAGAACUCACCACAUCACAAGAACAACCACAACUAGGAGAUACAAAGCAAAAAACGAAGUGUGCUCACGAAGUGAAAGGAGGGAUCCAUAUAUCAACAUAUAAGUUCAAGGAUCAAGAUGGUCCUGGGCUUGGAUUGCUUUGGUUUUAUUGCGAGGAAGGCGUCAAAGUCAUCUACGCAGAAAGAAGAUGGAGACACGAUGAAGCAGAAGGAGAACGAUGUGGCAAAAGAAGCAUCAUCCCCAAAGGCUGGUGAGAAGAAGGGGGGUAAGGCUGUGGAGAAGAAGAGCAAGGACACAGGGGCUCCCCUUGUGGUACCUCACUUUCCUCAGCGUUCUACUCCUGGGUUGCUCUAGUUUUGUGUUCAGUCUUUAAUUCUCUCUUGGUGUUCUUGCUGAAGCUAAGUAGGCAAUUAGAGUGGAAAUACAUAUGGUGAGUUCCAAAGGCAAAUUAGUCACGUAAUGUGGAUAAUCAGAACUAGCAUGCUGAGUUGUCAGAUGGAUCAUCUUGGGCCAAAACUUGAGUUUGACUAGUGUUUAUAGUAGCUCGAUAAGAACUCAUGUUUAACUCUGUUUCUCUGAAUCAAUGGAUUAUAUAUUCAAACA